AUUAUAUCAAAGCAGAAGAGCCCGAGCCCGAUUACGAUCGAGGACAGCAAGAAGAGCAAGGAUAUUCUGACUUUGUUCACCCUAGCCACGGAGCAACAGCGGAUUUACUUGCUAUUCAAGAUCAACAUGACCAGAAUUCUAGUGAAAAUCACGGUGGUCUUCACUACAACAACCAGAGUGCACCUAGUACAUGGGGAUUUCGAGGAGCAAUCAGUAGAGGAAGUGCUUCACGUGCUCGUGGUGGAAACAGCCAUCAUUACGCUUACGCUGCUCGUGGUGGAGCGAACUAUUCGUC
Messenger RNA from Amoebophrya sp. A25, 295 nucleotides. The record is from the annotation of a GenBank genome assembly. Lineage: Eukaryota; Dinophyceae; Syndiniales; Amoebophryaceae.